GUAUGUAUAUUGCUUGAUUGUUCAACCCCUGUUCCCACUCUACCUACCCCCCGUGUUCUGUGAUUACCGGGACUUCUCAAGUACCGCAUCGGUUCAGACUGAUGUCGACGGGACAGGACACCGGGGCACUGCCACGACGUAGUGCCAGAAUCGCAGUUCGUGCCCGCCCUGCAGUACCUCCAAGACCGAAGAAACUCAGCAGACGGACGACUCCAGCAGCAUCAAGUACGGCAUUGACGGUACAAGACGCCACCGGAGAUCAUCCCGCAUACCCAGUCCGAGGAGCCAAUGAGCCCGCGGCUGAUUAUCGUGGGCGGCUACUGGCAGUUUCAGAAGCCGUAGCUGCCGUCGAGGCCCGGAAGGAGACAGCAGAGGCAGAACGUCAACGGCUAGCCAAUGAAGCGGCAGCAGAAGCUCAGCGAACGACUGAGACUGACGCAGCGACACGAGACAGACGGAAUGCCAGCAGCACGGAGUCCUUGAUUGCUUGUGAGCAUCAGUGGACGACGAUACUCCAAGACAUGAUCUUUGUGCCUACAGAAGCGCAGGCAGACCCGACACCGGCGGAGGCAGAGAGAAGUAACCUGGCUAACUUGCUGUUGGGCAUGAUGAGAGGUAUUAUGUGGAAUAAUACACUGCUGCAGUCACAUCUGCGCACGGACGCGACGCAGCGACAAACAUACAAGAAUGAUAUCACUACGUUAACAACUGCUAUCCGCACAGAGGCAAUACAGCAGCAGCAACAGCAUCAACUGUUGAAUUCCACUAUCACACGCGUCAACAGCAUAGAGGCUAACACCUCAGCAGCGCCAGGCUGCACGACAGACGUGACGAAGCAACUCAACGAGCCCAUCGAUCACGUCGUCACCAUCAUCGGCGACAUAAGUACUUUCAACGGACCAGACUUGAUCAGCAGCACGGUGGCCGCCAUCAAGACGGACAUCACCAAGCUACAGACGAGACCGGAAGCCGCUACAAAGACAUUCAAGAUGCCGACACUUCGACAUCAGCAAGUUCGACGAUUACAACAAGUCGGACGCCUUGGAUGGAUGAACCACCUAGCGGCUACACAAGUGCACUAUCGCCGAACUCCACACGCACAUUACGUGGAAGGAGUUCGAGCAGCUAUGGUUCACCCGGUUCAUGGUCCGCAACGUCCUGAAGGCGCCAUGAAUGAGGUGUACACAUGCUCUCAAGGGAACAUGCCAACUCGAGACUGGACAACGAAGUGGCAAAAGAUAGUGACCACAGCAGGUUUCGACUUGACGUUUCCAAAUCAACGAUCCGAGUUCUUCUCGCGAUCGUGCGCGGGAUUGCGGUCGGCMCUCGGUAAUGAGUACGACUAUGCCACAUUCCAGGCCAUUCUGGAUCGAGCGAACUUGGUCAUCCAAACGGACGACAAGGCCGCUAACGAGAGACAAUCCCAGCCGCACUAUGUGGCUAAGCAGACCUAUCAACGUCCGACACAUAACAAUGCCGUGUUUUCUGAAGAAAUCGACGACCACCACGCGGCGGCAGCAUCCUCGAGUGAUGGAGGAAUUGUCGCAGCACUCCCGCGGAAGCAUCCGAAGAGAGUUCGCAAGAACAAGGCGACACAAGGGACAGCGGCGACGGGAGCUGGGCAGCAGCCAUGGACGGCUUAUAAGAUCACCAAGGAGGUCUAUGACCUACGCUACAAGUCCGAUCCGACUUACUCUACGCUUUACGCAGAGCUUUCAUCGGAUCACCCGCCGGCUAGCCAUUAUCGGAUUUCCGACGGGUUCCUUCUCCUUCACACGAGAGGAAAGGACUUGUUAGUUGUGCCCCAAGAUCGUAUCUUGCGGACUCGUCUUCUCGGCGAAUUCCACGAUGCACGACUUUCGGCACACCUUGGCGUGAACCGCACACUCGUACGCCUCCGCCAGCGUUUUCACUGGCCAGACGUCCUUCAUGACGUCACGAGGUACAUUGAGUCACGUGCAGUUUGCCACCGUAACAAGGGGCAAUCUCGAGUCCCCUUCGGCGAACUGAAACCGUUGCCGAUUCCUCGGGCACCACGCCUCUCCAUUGCUAUGGACGUGACAGGCCCGUUUCCCCGCGAUCGCCACGGCCAUGACGGUAUUCUCACGGUCGUUGACCGUUUGAGCAARUAUGCUYRCUUYCUUCCKUGCAAGUAUCAUGCUGCAGCACCUGAGCUCGCACGACUCUUGCACACCGGUUGGAUUACCAACCAAGGUGUUCCGGAAGACAUAGUGAGCGACCGAGACACUCGCUUCAUGUCAGCCUUUUGGACUUCUCUCAUGACUGAGUCCGGCACGACAAUGAAGCCGAGCUCGGCUAGGCACCCGCAAACGGAUGGUCAGACGGAGCGAGCGCACCAGACCGCUCAGAUGAUGUUGCGUACGCUCAUCGAGUUCGCCUACAACACUUGGGUUGACCGGCUUCCCGACAUCGAGUUCGCCUACAACACUUGGGUGCACCCGGCGAUCUGCGUCACACCAUUUGAGCUACAUCAUGGUGGAGAGAAAGCACGGAUCUUCGCUAAUCUCCUUUUGCCACAGGCUGCCGACAUAGACAUCCCUUGCUCUCCCGCUUUUGUCAGGAAGUAUCGGGACUUGCUGAUCAAAGCCCGCGUGAAUAUGCAAAAGGCUCAGGUCCGCAUGCAGCAGCAAGCUAACCGACCUCGACUUCCAUGUCCUUUCCGCGAGGGAGACCUUGUUUGGGUCCUCUCCGAGGAAUUUGCGCUCGAGCAGGAUGUUUCGCGCAAACUCCUUCCGAAAUGGUUCGGACCAUGGGAAGUCACUUCUGCCGUUGGAGACGACCCCGCCGGUCCUUCCUUCGUGAUCAACAUUCCACCGCACCUAACAGUGCAUCGGGUCUUCCAUGCAUCGAAGUUGGAGACGACCCCGCCGGUCCUUCCUUCGUGGCCAACAUUCCACCUCCAACUGACAAAUUCCCCGGACGUCGAUCACAGGAUCCGCCUUCUAUGGACGGACAUCAGGAAGUUGACCGAGUCAUCACGCACCGCAACUUUGGGCAUGACAGGCCAAUUGGCCAACGAGUCCAUUGACGAGUACCGACAGCGGGUUCUAGCUCAGCUUGCACUGAUCGCGGCUGAGGUACAGCGCCAGGCGACAGCCGAAGCUGCCCGCCUACAGGCUGAAGCGGCGGCAGCAGCUGAAAAGCAGCGGCUUCAGGCCGAGGCUGAUGCAGAUGCCCWGGCCCACCGCAAGGAGGCCCAGGAUCUGCUACAACGGCACGAAGCCGCCAGCGUGGAAAGGCUCAAAUCCGAACUGGCGAAACAACUCCAGGAACUGGCGAAACAACACCAGGAACUGGCAAAUCUCCGACGGACAAUGCAGAACCACGAGGAUCUGCACAAGGAUGCUACACGAGCACUUCAUUCCCGUGUACAGGACUUGGGGAAAGUCGCACCAAGACCAGAUGUUGGCGAGUCCAGCAGUGCACCCUCAACCCGCCAAUUGGAAGAACGAGUUGACAAGGUAGUCGCAAUGCUCGGCGACAUCAGCACAUUCGCCGCACCAGCCACCAUCAGCGAGCAGCUCGGCACCUUGCAGACCGAACUCAGGCAGCUACACCAGCCGCCCGACAACGAUUGCAACACCAGUGCUUCGAAGCACUACAAGAUGUCGACGUUCCGGAUCGAGAAAUUUGACAACUAUAUGCAUCAUAACCCAAACGUCUGGUGGGACGGUUUUACAACAGAGCUUGGGAUUCACGAGGUCCCCGAAUACUUGUUCAUCUCGGCGCUGUUCCUCAACGUCAAGGGCGGAUGCCAGAUCUGGCUCAGCUACAUGGCAACCAUCUACGGCGUCCAGGUCAACCAUCUAUACAAGAAGAUCUCCUGGGAAGAUCUGACGAGAGAAUGGAAGAAGCGGUUCAUCGUUGACGUCGCCCCGGCGCUCGCCAUCAACUGCCUCUUCACCAUGACCCAAGGCAACACACCGACACGCGAUUGGCUCACGGAAUGGCAAAAGAUCAUGGCAACGCCCGAUCUCGAGUUGCCAUUUUCGCAUCUGCGCCGAGAGUUCUACAACCGGUCGUGUGCCGCCUUGAGCCUCGCACUCGGUGAUCGCAAGCAGUACACGACCUUUGUUGAGAUUAUCGACAAGGCGCGAGAGAUCAUCAAGACCAACCGGGCUGCUGCACACGAGAAGUCAGCGUGGCAGCCAGCCUAUGUGGAGAAAUGGAAAAUUUGGUCCGCAUCCGCAACAUGUUGCUGCAGUCCAACCGGACAAAAUUGUGGAAGACCCGGCAGCCACCUCAACAUCACGUGAGGGAGAUUAGGUGGGCGCUGUCCAGCCGCGAAGCAACAAUAACUCCCGUGGAAAAGGGAAGGCGAAAACCGCAUCGC
Molecule: messenger RNA, 4354 nt
Organism: Chara braunii
Lineage: Eukaryota; Viridiplantae; Streptophyta; Charophyceae; Charales; Characeae
Source: the annotation of a GenBank genome assembly